Anoplophora glabripennis (Asian longhorned beetle) is the source of this 1127-nucleotide messenger RNA. RefSeq lists its product as uncharacterized. The transcript is spliced from 4 exons. Lineage: Eukaryota; Metazoa; Arthropoda; Insecta; Coleoptera; Cerambycidae. The record is from RefSeq and is a predicted model, not a curated record. Gene Ontology annotation, molecular function: protein binding. Bases 92 to 1030 code for a protein of 312 amino acids.
AUAUGAGUUAGGUACUGCGUUUCACAUAGACUGUAUACAGCGAAGAAGGCAAAAGAAAUUAGUCGUGAAGUUAAUCAACCAACUAACCAAGAUGGUUAACAUAUUUGCUAUUCUAGUGGUUUCUUGUGUAUUGCUUCAUGAUGCCAACGCUCAGAACGAAGAUGAUUGUACACCUAAUGGUGUUCAGCAGAUUCUCCUAGAAGCCAAUGCUACUUUGCAUUGGUACAUGAACCCAGACGAGCCAUGUGAAAUAACAAUGUUCCAAGUAGACAUUGUCGGGGACAAAGGUGACGAGUACCAUUUCAAGAUCACGGAAAACUCCAUGGACUUGUCUUUCCUUGAAGUCUGCGAGGAGUGGAGGUUCACAAUCAUCCCCAUCUCGCACGACGUCAUAGGAUUCGGACGCACCUUGAGAGAAGCCAUCCCAUUGCCACCUAGCGCUGAUCUCACUCUGGCUUAUUUCAACGCUACCGCAAUAGGAGGGAGAGAAGUUCUUCUGGAAUGGGGCCUGGUCAACCACGUUUAUGGCGACUGUACUCUGCACUAUCAGCUAAGCGUCGCCGAUGAAGCACUAGGCAUAACGCAAGACGUCUACGUGCAAGGAACCUCCCUCCAUCUCACCUUCCUCUCACCCUGCGUGCCCUACGAGUUGGGCAUAAGGGCCGUUAACAGAGGUCACCCCACCAUUGAGGGACCGAGGAUAGGGAUGCAUUUCGAAAUACCUGCAAAACCUCAAAUAAUUCCAUCUCUAUCAUCCAUUGAAAUUGGGUCAACAGCUGUCAAUAUGACGUGGACCUUGGAAGGCAAUGCCAACAGAUGUCCAUUGAAAGCUCUCUACUUGGACGCUGGCAAUCUCUUUAAUAUAUCUGUGCCCUUGCUAGAUACACUGGAGUCAGAGCCGGUUCUAGUGGAAUUGAAGUCCCUCACGCCCAACAGCAUGUAUUUCUUCUGGGUAUACGUGGAGAAUAGUGCAGGGGCAUCACCGGCCUUUCCUAUAGCUGUCCAAACCCUUGACUUGAUCCCUAGCUAGUUACAUUGUAGAUACAAGACUUUUUAUAUUGUAAUUUAAAACGUAUUCUAGAUUAUGUCAUUUUUUUUGAGAAUGAAUAAUGAUAAUUAUAGCUCGA